This is a messenger RNA of Pomacea canaliculata, 3624 nucleotides long. Its product is annotated as neutral cholesterol ester hydrolase 1-like. Gene Ontology annotation, cellular component: membrane. Gene Ontology annotation, molecular function: carboxylic ester hydrolase activity. The transcript is spliced from 7 exons. The coding region runs from base 272 to 1501 and encodes 409 amino acids. The record is from RefSeq and is a predicted model, not a curated record. NCBI's taxonomy places the organism in Eukaryota, Metazoa, Mollusca, Gastropoda, Architaenioglossa, Ampullariidae.
CGCCGCAAACUCGGACCAUCAUGGCGGACAGUGUCAACAAUGCAGGGGAAAGAACUCUUUUGCCUCACAGUCAAAGAGAGACUACUCCCCAGCUACACACGAGGGCUGCGACCUCAGACUUUGUUACCUGCAAAGGGAGCAAAGUCCACAGUGGCGUGGUUGUUUACGUGUUAACCCUAGCAGAGACGACUUUGCAAAACGACAAAUAAAUCUUGAACAACCAGUUCCUGUCUGCUUCUCAACGCUCGAACUAUUAGAGUGUCUUCGCAUUAUGUGGCUGUGUAAUACUUCGGUGUGCCUUAUUGCUGGUGGUGUAAUAACGCUGGCAUUUGCAUAUUAUUUUUAUACACCACUUCCAGAAUUUGCUGCAGAACCCUGGCUUCUUCGAUCAUAUAUUUUUGCAUUUAAUACGGCAAAUUAUGCAAGUGUUAUUUUAUCAUCGGUAACAUCAAUGACCCAAGUAGAAGCACUGAGAUUUAUUUUGGAUCUAGCAUACUAUGAUGCUGGUUCACAGAAUGAUCCCGACGUACAGGUAUCUACAGACAAUUUUGAUGGUGUUCCAGUCAAGAUUUUUCGGCCAAAGGCUGCCAGGAGCUCCUCACCGGCAGUUGUCUACUUUCAUGGGGGUGGUUGGAUGAUUCUUAGCACUGACACUUAUAGCGAGGUCACACACCUGAUAGCCAAAACAUCGAAUACCAUCAUUGUCUCUGUUGAGUACAAAUUGGCUCCUGAACAUCCCUACCCAAGACCUUUUGAUGACUGCUUAAGGGCCACAGCUCAUGUUCUGCAUAAUGGGGAAAAGUAUGGCAUAAAUCCAAAGCGUGUUGCUGUUGCAGGUGAUAGUGCAGGAGGCAACUUAGCUGCAGCAGUGGCUUUACGAUUAUCUCAGGAAGAUCCUGACCAGACUCCACCAGUCAAGCUUCAGGUGUUGAUCUAUCCUGUUAUGCAGGCUCUUGACUUCAAUACAUAUUCCUAUCAGACAUAUUCUAAGACAGGCAUUCUGCCCAUGAAGUUGAUGGUCAAAAUGUGGAUGAACUACCUGGGUCUUUCAGAUGCAGCACUGAUUUCAGAGUUUGCAGCCAACAAUCAUACAUCACCAUUGCUGAAAAAGUCAGAAUAUGCCAGCUAUUUAAAACAUGAAAAUUUGCCCAAAGAAUUUCAACGCACAGAUUUCAAGCCCUUGGGGGAUAACUUUGGCAAUCAGGCCCUUUCAGACCGAAUUGAAGCUGCAUUGACUGAUCCCUUUAUAAGUCCCCUGAUGGCUCCUGACCUUUCCAAGGUGCCACCUGCUUACAUUGUUGUUGCUGAGAACGAUGUACUGCGUGAUGAAAUACUCCUUUAUGCUGAGAGACUGCGAAAGGCUGGAGUUCCCACUGAGCUGAAGUAUUACAGAAGAAUGCACCAUGGUUUUAUUAUGUUAGGUUCUGCAAAUGCCCUCAAUUUCCAGGAAGGUAUAGAGGCAGUUACUGCAAUAGGAGAAUAUGUGAAGAAGAAUCUGUAGCAAAUGCUGUGUUUUGUUUGAACAUUGUGUGCAGUUUGAAAAUGUGGUUACUUAGUGUGCUGUGAUUGAACAAAAGAAGUUGAUCAGAGAAGCUGUUAGCCCACUCCUCUCCUUUUGGACAGUCAUUUUGCCACAUUUAUGGACUUUGUUGAUUACACACCUUUUUUUCAUGUUUAGAACAGUUGAACUGGUGCUAUUUCCAUUUUAUAAGAAUUUUAAUUGACUACGAGGCUUAGCAUCCAGCUAACACAGCUGUGUGCCUGGCCAUAGACUUUGAUAUAAAAAGAUUGUGUGAAGUGAUACAUGUCUUUUACAUAGUUUAUGUGUGUCGACAUUAAAUAUAUCCAAUGUUAUGUAUUCUACAAUUGUAUAUAUUUAAUGAAUUAGGACUUUUGCUUUGCUUCCUUACCACUAUCAGUACUAUUCCUAGUCUGAGUCAAGUGUGCAGUCACCAGAGUGUCAGCACUCACUAAAGUUUAUUUUCAGGCAUUGGUUAAAACAUGUUUAAACUAAAAGUACUUUAAAAGUAUAACUUUGUCUGUUAAUUAUAGAUAACAAAUACUUUAGGCUAAGGAUGCAUAAUCUGCUGAUAAACGCUUGAACUUCAGCUUGUGGGCUGUUAAAUUUGUCAUCAUUAGUCCUUUUUCCAUCUGUUACAUGUAAACUGGUUUCAAAGUAAGAAUUUAUGAAAGUGUUCAAUGUUUUAUGCUUACUUCAUGUUUUCUGAUACCCUAGCAGUUGUUCAAGAGUAUAUUUGGGUAAUUUUAUGUACGUGUACAAUUAAGAGUAAGGCCCACACCUGCAUAACCACAGAAGCGAAAUGUUAAGCUGAUUACAGCUUGAUUAUGGCUCUAAAUAACUUUACAACUAAAGACUACCAUUUUUACAAUGGUAUUCAUAUUUUGUUACAUCAGUGUGCUAGAAUCCACAGACAAAAGAUUUAAGAAGGAUUAUUUACAUUAGUGAUAGCAGUAAGGCUAAUAUACAUUUAUGAAUAGUGGAAGUAUCAAUCAAAACUAGUGUUUAAAGUUUUACACUUUCAUUAUAUUUUUUAUAAUUUAUGUCUUUAAAAUUUUUACAUUUCUUCCUGAUGCUGCAAUAUUAAAACAUCUGUCUCAUAUCAUAUUAAACCUUUUUCUUCCAGAGUAUUGCCAGCUCUUGAAUAGUUUGACUUUUGAAUAGUUGUUUUGUAUGUAUGACUUUUGUGUUGUCAGAGCAAAAGUAGCAGAAAAGAGUACAAAAGUGUUGUUUUUAAAUUUUUUUUUACAUACCUUACACAACUGACUAGCCUCUUUAGCCAUGUUUUAAGUUCAUUGACAAGUGUUCAUCAUCACAGAAGCAUCAUUCUGAUGAUUAAGGAUUCUGGUUGCAUAAUAAUGCACAUAAUUUAAGAUUUUUUUUUCAGUUAGUAUUUUUUAAGCAAUAGAAGCGGUUUCCUUUGUACACGGUAAAGAACUAUUUUCUGAAAAAAAAAUGUCAAUGAAGGAUUUAUAUUGUUAUACUUUUAUGACAUUAAUUCUUCCUACACAGUUUGCAUCUGCAGAUGUGAACAGCUGCAAAGUUACUGUUCAAUUGAACAAUUCAUUUAUCUGAGUUAGAGAGAAGGAAAGAUUUAAUUAUCUUCACCUUGCACAGUGGUGCAUAUUAACAUUCAUAUUCUACCUCAAAUUUGUAUGUCCUUGGUUUUGCUUUAUCACCUCUUUUUAUGACAGUCCAGGACAUAUUAAUGCAUUAAUGCACAUGAUCAUACCAAAGCAGUUUGGUUUUGCUUGAAAGUGGCUUGCCAUCAUGAAAAGAAUUUAUAAAAAAAUGUGUUCUUCGGAUGACUUUCAUUUGAUGACCCCUAGUCUUCUGUGUUAGAAAGUGCAGUUUUAUUUUGUGGAGCAUGCAUUUUGCUAUUGAUAAUAUGCUGUGUAAUCAUUGAUAGACUCUUUAUUUUUACAUCCUUUUUGUCUGUGCAGAAGACUACCUUCACCUUUGCAACAUAAUGUCAACUGAAUUAUUAUAUAUAAUGAAUGAGAUUUGCAUAUGGAUACAUCUUUGCCCCUUAAUGUUGUGGAUUUGAAAUAAUUCUUUUGGUUUCCUCCCCUGCUCAUUUAAUAAAGUAUUUGUAUUUUAGUGUU